Messenger RNA from Aspergillus brunneoviolaceus CBS 621.78, 708 nucleotides. Its product is annotated as 2-deoxy-D-gluconate 3-dehydrogenase. The coding region runs from base 1 to 696 and encodes 231 amino acids. Lineage: Eukaryota; Fungi; Ascomycota; Eurotiomycetes; Eurotiales; Aspergillaceae. Gene Ontology annotation, molecular function: oxidoreductase activity, acting on the CH-OH group of donors, NAD or NADP as acceptor. The transcript has 2 exons. The record is from RefSeq and is a predicted model, not a curated record.
AUGGACCUCUUCUCCCUCCAAAACAGCACCGCCUUACGCGACCCCACGAACCUCACCACAAAAAACCAAAUCGAAUCCCUCGCCCGCAAAGCAACAAUCUACACCGCCGACCUCUCCUGCCGCGCCUCGAUCACCGCCCUGAUCCCGCGCAUCCUGGCCGACGGCCACGACAUCAACAUCCUGAUCAACUGCGCGGGCAUCCAACGCCGGCACGCCAGCCACCUCUUCCCCGACGCCGACUGGGACGCCGUCCUGCAGACCAACCUGAGCACGAUUUUCACGCUCUGCCGCGACGUCGGCCGGUACAUGCUGACCCGGGACCCGGACGCGCACGGCCAGCGCGGCGCAAUCAUCAACGUCGCCUCGCUGGUCUCCUUCCAGGGCGGGCUGACGGUGCCCGCCUACGCGGCCGCCAAGGGCGGGGUGGCGCAGCUGACUAAGGCGCUGAGCAACGAGUGGGCGGCGCGCGGGGUGCGCGUCAACGCCGUCGCGCCGGGGUAUGUGGCGACGGAGAUGAAUACCGCGCUGCUGAAUGACGCAGACCGCUCAAGAAGUAUUCUGGAUCGGAUCCCGGCGGGACGGUGGGCGAGCCCGGAGGAUUUCAAGGGGGUGACCGUUUGGCUGGCGGCGGGGCGGGCGAGUGGCUAUGUUUCGGGGAGUGUGGUCGUUGUGGAUGGCGGGUGGAUGGGGAGGUGAUAUCUAGAAAUC